Molecule: messenger RNA, 360 nt
Organism: Aspergillus luchuensis
Lineage: Eukaryota; Fungi; Ascomycota; Eurotiomycetes; Eurotiales; Aspergillaceae
Exons: 1
Coding region: 1-360 (119 amino acids)
Source: RefSeq, a predicted model, not a curated record
AUGGCCACUGCUAUGCAUGACGACGGAUACCAUUCGAUGCCCCCUACUGGAGGUGAGGGCUGUCGCCCUCCCGGCGACUACCUUGAGACAGGUCGCGCUGCCGACCCCAACUCGUCCGUCGAGGACUACAGCCGAGUCAUGCUCGAAUACACCCAACGCCGCAUGGCGGAUUUUGCCGACCUCGAUGACGGAAAGGGGUCCAGCCGAAGCAGCCGCAGCAGCCAAACCAGCGGCAACAGCGGCAACUCGACCAGCGGUAUGCUUGCCCGUCAAGCUGCCGGCACGACUGGAGCGGCUCACGAUAGCUCCGAAUCUGCCAGACGCGCGUCCGGCGUGAACUCGGCCGACCUGUCCUUCUGA